This is a messenger RNA of Micropterus salmoides (largemouth bass), 3666 nucleotides long. Its product is annotated as sphingomyelin synthase-related protein 1-like. Gene Ontology annotation, cellular component: endoplasmic reticulum membrane; Golgi membrane. The record is from RefSeq and is a predicted model, not a curated record. Bases 702 to 2003 code for a protein of 433 amino acids. The transcript has 6 exons. Gene Ontology annotation, molecular function: protein binding; sphingomyelin synthase activity; ceramide cholinephosphotransferase activity. NCBI's taxonomy places the organism in Eukaryota, Metazoa, Chordata, Actinopteri, Centrarchiformes, Centrarchidae. Gene Ontology annotation, biological process: ceramide biosynthetic process.
GUAUUCUAUUUUUCCUUUAUUUUUAUAUUUACUUAUUUAUGUGUUAUAUUGAUUGUUGUAAAUCACCUUGUUGUCUGUAUUGAAAAGUGCUAUGCAAAUUAAGCUAUUAUUUUAUAGACCAAACAAAUAAUUGAUUUGAUUGAGAAAAUAAUCAUUAGGUUCUGUCCCUAAAUUGAAGUAGUUCUCAGAUCCAGUAAGUAAUCACAAUGGAGACUUAGUCUUUAAUUCUACUCACACAGUUACUGUAACUUCAGUACUAACCAGUUAUGAAAUUACUGACUCCUUUAUGUAUCAGCAUUUAUUGUUAUCUUGUCAUAGAGGUACUAACUUUAAUAAGUUUAAUACCUCCCAACAACUCCGGCAUUACUGAUAUGAUAUGACUCUGUAUCUGCAGUCCAAUCAGCACGUAGGCUGCCACUUACAUUCCGCAGUUAACAGCAGUACAGACAUGUUGGUUGAGCCCUGCAGACCUUUGGAGCAGUGGGGAGGACAGGCUUAUCAGAGGCUCAAAGGGUAAAAAGGGGACACACUCAUAGCAAAGCAGAGUAUUUCAUCAGUGCUCGAGUCUGUCUGUGUGACGCCUGACACCUACAGAACUGGUCACACUCAGUUCGGUUGAAUUCCUGUUAAUUUGUUUUAGUUUGACACAUAAAACAUAGGCCUGCUGUACGUGGAUCAGUGCGUGGUGUCAGUACAUACUUAUGCUUGGCAUGGCACUGUCAGAGCACAGUGUGAGCGCCUGGAGCUGUAAGCAGGUGGCCCAGUGGCUGCAGGAAGAAGGUUUUGGGGAGUAUGUGGAGUUAUUGUGCACCCAGCACCGCCUGGAUGGCCUCAGCCUGCUGGCUCUGACUGAGGCUGACCUGCGCGGGCCUCCGCUGGGCCUCACUGUGUUAGGAGACAUCAAGAGGCUGACCAUAGCCCUCCGUCGGCUCCAGAGACAGAACCAGGCCCAGCUGGAGGAGCUGGGUCUCAGACCUGCGGACAGUCUCCCUGCUGGACUCUCGCUAGGCGCCGCAGGGGUCGAGUGGGGCUGUGAUGGAGCCAACAGGAGGUAUAACGGAGGUGAUCGCUCUUGCAACGGGACUGAGCUGCGGCUGAGGAAUGGUGAUAGAUCUGGAUACGGUUCAGGAGAGGCCCUGUGUCAUACACACACCAACGGGAGGUGUAGAGAGAACCUAGCUGGUCGAUUGGACCCAGAGGUGUGGAAGACGGUCGUCAGUUCCUUAUAUGUCUUUUCUGUGUUUGGAUUCACAUCUUUUGUCAUGGUCAUCGUACACGAACGUGUCCCGGACACGAGGACAUACCCACCGCUGCCUGACAUAUUUCUGGACAGUGUUCCUAGAAUCCCUUGGGCUUUUGCAAUGGCUGAAGCCUGUGGCCUUAUCCUGUGUUACAUGUUUCUAUUGAUCCUGCUCCUUCACAAACACAGGUCCAUUCUCUUCAGACGCCUGUGUUCUUUGAUGGGAACUGUGUUUUUGCUUCGUUGUUGCACCAUGUUUGUCACCUCGCUCUCUGUGCCUGGGCAGCACCUGAAGUGUGCCAGUAAGACGUACGGUGAUACCUUGGGAAAGAUACAGAGGGCGCUAGCAAUCUGGAGUGGGUUUGGGAUGACUCUGACAGGCGUCCAAACGUGUGGAGACUACAUGUUCAGUGGACACACUGUUGUCAUCACAAUGCUCAACUUUUUUGUGACUGAAUACACUCCGCGAACCUGGAAUCUGAUUCACACCAUCUCCUGGGUGUUAAACCUCUUUGGGAUUUUCUUCAUCCUGGCGGCACACGAGCACUACUCCAUCGACGUGUUCAUCGCCUUCUACAUCACCACCCGCCUCUUCCUCUACUACCACACGUUAGCAAAUACCCGUGCUUACCAGCAUAGCCGGAGGGCACGCAUUUGGUUCCCCAUGUUCUCCUUCUUUGAGUGCAAUGUGAAUGGACCUGUCCCCAACCAGUAUCACUGGCCUUUCAACAAACCUGCCUUCAUGAAAACUCUGAUUGGAUAGAGGACACUUUCAAAGAUCAGUGGCUGCAAUGUGCAUUGUUAUAUUUAAGUGAAUGAGAAAUGUUACUACUUGCUUCAAAUCUUUAUAUAGUUAUAAGUUUAGCAAGUGGGAGUUUUUCCCCUCCUUUUUUUAAAUUGACUAUCUUUAUUCAAUUAAUCUCAUAUUUAAAAGGAAUAGUUUGACAUUUUGGGAAAUGUGCUCAUUUGCUUUCUUACUGAAAGUUGGAUGAGAACAUUGGUUCACUGUCAUCUCAGUCCGUUAAAUCUGAACCAAGCCAGCAGCUGGUAAACUUAGUUUGGCAUUCAGACUGGAAACUGGGAAACCGUAAGGCUGGUAAAAAAUCCACCUACAGUACCAUCGCUUCUAAGGCUCACUAAUUAACAUUUGUUUAAUCUGUCCAAAAAAGUGUAAAACUGUGAUGUGAAGAGACUCUGCUGCAAGUCCCCUCCCAGCCAAGAAGUAGUCUUACACAUAACCUCCUGUAAUACUUUACACUACAGUUUUUUAUACAAAUGUGUACAAAUUCUUGAGCUUUAGAUGUGAUGUUAGGUGUUUCCACUCUUUAUGCUAAGCUAACGAGCUGCUGAUGGUAGCUUCAUAUUUAGCGUACAGACAAUAGUGGUUUUGAUCUCCUCUAACUCUUACAAAGAAGACAAAUUCGUGUAUUUCCCAAAAUGUUGAUCAAUUCCUUAAAAUGUAAGCGUACACUGUCAAGUAAAACAAAGAAAUAUGGUUUAUUAGGCGCCCUAAAUGCUGCUGGUAUGAUUAUUUUCCUCUUGGUGAUUUAUUUGCCCUCUUUAAAUAAGUCUAGUCACUUUCUUCAUUCAUGUUCCACUUUGGGGAUUUUUUAAUAGUUCACUAGUGGUUUGGUUUGUUAGUCUCACUCAGCAUUUACAGCAGAGUGAUCAGGCUUCACUCAGCCGGUUGAUACCGUGGUUGUCGUCAUCUUAUCGGGAGUCGACGUGGUGACAGUUCACAUGUUUUGCUGCCAAGAGAUCUGACACCUGUUUGGUGACUAUUGCCAAAGGAUAAAGUGUUUCUUUUGAUGUGCAGUCGGAAAAACACAUCAUCUUCAGUCACUGUUUUUUUUGUUUCUUUCUUUCUUUCUUUUUCCAUUUACACUUAAAGAAGUGAACCCUACAGCUUUGUUGUGUUUGAUAAUGUCACCAUUGGGAUAGCAAAGCGUCUUACAUUCACAGUUAAACAUUUAUUUUAAUGUUUUGCCAAGCAGCCCUUAGUAUGAUUAUUUCUUUUCCUAAUUUGAUACUGUGUUAUUGCUUUGUAUUUUAUUAUUAUUAUAAUCAUUUUUUACAGAUUGUUAAUUAUGUAAUGAGUGUAGAAGUGUAUGGCGCUGGAUUUUGCUGAAGUAUUGUACAGAAUUUUCCUCUGUUGCACAGUACAGGACGUUUUGUUAUUACAGCUGUUGACAAGCAGCUGGAUGACAAAGUUGUAGAAGUACAUUGUUUACUAUGUCAUGGUUGAUCCAAACUCUCUUAUUAAUAAUUGUUUACAAUUUGUGGCUUUAUUUGCAAUGCAAGUAAUCUAUCUCUGCCUUUUGGCUCAGCAUUAAAUGUUUACAGAAAAGGAAAAACAGUUUAUUAGUUUAUUACUAGUGUGUUUUUAUUUUGCAAUUGUUGAAUAAAGUGGAUUAUAAAUGUUAUUA